CGUCCUAAGCGGUGCCUGACUAAAAAUAUGAGCACGGUCCAAACUAAACUGUUAAAACGUAGAACAUAACAACAUGUCGGGGAACAUCGAGUGGUUUCGAGCCUCCACACGCUCUGUGAGAGAGUCCAACAAAGUUCUGACCCGACAGCUGUGCCGUAGAGCCCGAAUGAGGGGUUACACUGGGCCCUGAACGCUGCCUGCAGAACACAGCAGGAGGGCCGGGCAACAGGCAGCUGAUGGGAGAUGAGGGAUUAGGACUUCAUUACCCAGCAUGCACUGCCAGUGUUUGUAAAAUCCCUAAAGAGGAUUUGUGUGGAUCAGAGACGACAUGCCGCUGAAGAGAGAAGAUACUGAGCGUGCUCUGCAGGUGAUGGAGGCCUGUCAGGCCGGAGCUGCUGAAGGGGUCAAAGGUCGCGCAGAGAAACUGCUCAACAUCUUCCAGAGUGACCUGUUCCAGGCCCUGCUGGACAUACAGGAGUUCUACGAGCUGACGGUUUGUGAGAACCAGACACCGAGCCAACCACACACACCUGGACAGAAGUAUCGUUACCAAGACGAUGAGACUCCGCCUAUCGACCCCAGCCCCGGUCACAUGACCCACGGACGCAGCACCGAACUGAGCCACGCACACCUGGACGGAUACACACACCCUGCCGCACUCACCAUGAACGGAUCAGAAGGAGAGCUGGAGUACGAAGAGAUCACACUGGAGAGGGGGAACUCUGGUCUGGGUUUUAGCAUCGCAGGAGGAACUGAUAAUCCUCACAUCGGAGACGACCCGUCCAUCUUCAUCACCAAGAUCAUCCCUGGAGGAGCAGCCGCCCAGGAUGGACGCCUCAGGGUGAACGACAGCAUCGUAUUUGUUAACGAUGUGGACGUGCGUGAGGUCACUCACUCCAUCGCCGUGGAAGCGCUGAAGGAGGCGGGGCCUGUCGUCAGGCUGUACGUCCUGCGGCGACGCCCACCGACUGAACGUGUCACACAAAUCAAACUGAUGAAAGGACCUAAAGGUCUGGGCUUCAGUAUAGCCGGAGGUGUGGGGAACCAACACGUUCCUGGAGACAACAGCAUCUACGUCACCAAGAUCAUCGAGGGCGGUGCGGCGCACCGAGACGGACGGCUACAGAUUGGGGACAAGAUCCUGGCUGUGAACCACGUGUCCCUGGAGGACGUCCUGCAUGAAGACGCUGUGGCGGCCCUGAAGAACACAGGGGAGGUGGUCUACCUGAAGGUGGCCACACCCGCCUCGCAGUACAUCCACCCUGCUGAUCGAUACAGCCCCCCCGACCUGACCAGCUGUACGUACACCUCCUAUAUGGAGCCUGACUACAUGUGUGAUUACCCACAAGCCCUCCCUCCUCCGUCACCACGACGAUACUCACCUAUCCCCCGCGGCAUGAUGGGAGAGGACGAUUAUUCCCGGGAGCCUCGCAGGGUCUGCGUGCAGCGCGGCUCCACCGGUCUGGGCUUCAACAUCGUGGGCGGAGAAGACGGAGAAGGAAUCUUCAUCUCCUUCAUCCUCGCAGGAGGACCAGCAGACCUGAGCGGAGAGCUCCGCAAGGGAGACCAGAUCCUCAGUGUAAACGGUGUGGAUCUCAGGUAUGCCACACAUGAACAGGCAGCAGCCGCUCUGAAGAACGCUGGACAGACUGUUACCAUAGUAGCUCAGUACAGACCUGAAGAGUACAGCCGCUUUGAAGCAAAGAUCCACGACCUGAGGGAGCAGAUGAUGAACAGCUCGUCUGGAAGUCUGAGAGCCAACCGCAGCUUCUACGUCAGGGCCUUGUUCGACUACGAUAAGCAGUGGGACUGCGGCGUCCUGUCUCAGGCUCUGGACUUUAACUUCGGGGAGGUUCUUCAUGUGAUGGACAGCGCCGACGACGAGUGGUGGCAGGCCAGACGAGUGAACCAGCAGGGGGAGCUGGAGGAGCUGGGAUACGUCCCGUCCAAACACAGGGUGGAGAGGAAGGAGUGGUCCCGUAUGAAGAGUAAAGGAAGAGAAGGCUUCGUCCACAGCUACGAGCUCAUCACUCAGAUCGAAGUGGACUACGCCCGUCCCGUCAUCAUCUUGGGGCCGACCAAAGACAGAGUCAACGACGACCUGCUGUCCGAGUUCCCGGACAAGUUUGGCUCCUGCGUCCCUCACACGACACGCCCCCGGAGGGACUACGAGGCUGAUGGGCGGGACUACCACUUUGUGUCGUCACGGGAACAGAUGGAGCGAGACAUCCAGUCCCAUCGCUUCAUCGAGGCGGGGCAGUACAACAACCACCUGUAUGGGACGUCGGUGCAGAGCGUCAGACAGGUGGCCGAGCAGGGGAAACACUGCAUCCUGGACGUGUCGGCCAACGCAGUGAGGAGGCUGCAGGCGGCUCAGCUCCACCCCAUCGCCAUCUUCAUCCGACCACGAUCCCUCGAGAACAUCCUGGAUCUGAAUAAGCGUCUGUCGGAGGAUCAGGCGAGGAAAGCUUUGGAUCGAGCUAUCAAACUGGAACAAGACUUCCUCGAGUGUUUCACAGCCAUCGUGCACGGCGACAGCUUCGAGGAGGUGUACCACCUGGUCAAAGCCGUCAUCGAGGAGCAGAGCGGUCCUUACAUCUGGGUUCCCGCCCGCGACAGACUCUGAUUGGCCACUGCCAGCCACGGGCGUCGUCUCCACGGAAACCGCCGUUGUCAUCCCCCUCUGAGCGGCGUGACGUGACGGAGAACAGACGUUUGUCUUUUUACAGUUUUUGUUUUCUUUCUGGAGGCUGAGGAGCGAGCGCACUGAUUGGCUCAUGGAGCCGUCAGUGUGUCAGAGGGACAUCUGAUUGGAUGAUUGAUUAAUUGAUUGAUUGAUUUCUGUGUUGGUUCAAUAAUCCUGUAUUAUCAGUAAAUACUGAAUCAGAGGACUGUAGAAUUCAGUUGGUAUUGAAGUAUUUAUAUUAACAUAUUUAUUUAUUGAUUUCUCUAUUUAUUUAUUUAUGUGAUGUGAAAAUGGUGUGUGUGAGAGUGUGUGUGUUUGUGAGAGUGUGUGUGAGAGUGUGAGUGUGAGUGUGUGUUUGUGUGUAGUGUACAUACAGACUUGUGUGACUGUAAAUAAAACGAUGGGGCUCAAACACACAGUCUAUUCAGGGCUUAAAGUAUCAAACACUGGACUACAACACCCACAAUCCCCCUCUGCUGGACUUCAACUCCCACAGCCUGUCUGGACUACAAUCUUCUUCAUUUGGACUACAGAAACUCACAUUGACUCACUGUAACUCACUGCAUGGACUACAACACCCUGAACUCCUUCAUCUGGACUACGUCACCCACAAUCCCUCUCUGUGUCUACACAGGAGGGGGAGGAGUAACGGUCAGACUACACCUCCCUCUUCUAUUGGACUACAAUGCCCAUGAUGCCUCAAUGCUUGGACUACAACAUCCUGACCCCUCCUUCUUGAGGUCAAACUGAAACUCAACACUUCUGUUUUUAAGGCUUUGGACUACAUUACCCACAGUUCCCGGCUCCAGUGGAGGAUAACACCACCUACAGCACAGAGGGACUACAUUACCCACAAGUCCCAAGUCCAGCUCUUCUGGACUACAGUAUCUAUGAUUCCUGCUCCAGAACAGGACCACAAACUCACCUGGACAGGUGUGGGUGGACGCUGUGUGGGUAACCAUGGCGACUGGGACUGCUGGUGGAUCCAACAUGGCCGCUGCUGCUCCCAAACUGGCUUCUGAUGGUUCCAGUGGGCUUUUUUAAGACUGAAUAUCAGGGUCGGGUGAAAAAUUAUGAUAAUUAUUGUAAUGAAAAUAAUCUGAAUUAUUGAUGAUGUAAUAUCAUCUCACACACACACACACACACACACACACACACACACACAUGCACACACACACACACGCACACACACACACACACACACACACACACACACAUGCACACGCACACACACAGCGGGCUUACCUGAGGUCGUCUUUUCUUUCUGAGCACUGACAGAAGUUACACUUUAUUAAAGCUAUAAAAUCAUAUCUGAAUAUGUAUUAUUAUCUUGUGAUACACACACACACACACACACACACACACACACACACACACACACACACACACACACACACACACAGGAGGCUGCUGGUUUGUUGUAUAAUGAAAUAAUUAGUUAUAAAUGAAAUUCAACUAUUGAAAUAUUGAAAUAAAUUCCUUAUAAAA
Acanthopagrus latus (yellowfin seabream) is the source of this 4174-nucleotide messenger RNA. RefSeq names its product disks large homolog 4-like. Gene Ontology annotation, molecular function: kinase binding. Lineage: Eukaryota; Metazoa; Chordata; Actinopteri; Spariformes; Sparidae. The transcript is spliced from 21 exons. The coding region runs from base 329 to 2626 and encodes 765 amino acids. Gene Ontology annotation, biological process: postsynaptic neurotransmitter receptor diffusion trapping; AMPA glutamate receptor clustering; chemical synaptic transmission. Gene Ontology annotation, cellular component: neuromuscular junction; postsynaptic density membrane; neuron projection. The record is from RefSeq and is a predicted model, not a curated record.